CCCUACCAAUCACGUUCCAUGCUUGGCAUUAAUUCAGCCAUGCCUUCCGAGCGGGCCGUCGAGUGCAAGGAGUUUUGGGGUUUCUCACAGACACCUGAUCCUACUCUCCCACGACACCCGCUCGUUUUCCGGCAUUCACGCUUUGGCGGUUGGCGAGAUCUGCUUUCCAGGCAUUUGAUUGCUCUGUAUACGUUGACGAAACUCUAUUCCGGCUCACAAUCUUGUGGGACCUCCUCAUCUCGGUUUGUCCGCCCGAAACGGUACAACAGGACGGCGCCUGUACCUCCCGAAACCUCGCCAUGGACAUCCACGAGCGUCGGGGCGAUGCCUCGCCGCUGCCGCUUGUCCGAUUUCGAGUGUCCCCUGCGCUCGCGACCUUAGCCUUGACUAUGGCUUUCCUACCGAUGGUGCUAGGGCACGGCGGGCACGACGCGAGCAAGAUCCCCGAAGGACAAACUGUAUCGCUGGAUCCCAUUGACACCACAUUAUGGGUACACAUCUUUGUCCAGAUGCUCGCAUUUGGCAUCCUCUUCCCGCUAGGCAUGGUUCUUGGGAUCAUCAAGAGCCGCUGGCACGUCCCAUUACAAGCCGUUAGCACCGCCCUCGCUCUCCUCGGAUACGCUCUCGGCCACCUGCACCGCGGCAGGCAAUUCAACCCCAAGAACGUGCACGCCAAAGCCGCCACACCCCUCUUCUUUCUGAUGGUCGGGCAAGUCGUCGUUGGCAUCUAUCUGAAGUUGCAUCUUGAGAAGGGCUUCCACGGCCGCAUCCGCCCCGUCUUCCGGCUGCUGCAUAGCAUAAACGGCAAGGCGUUCCCAGUGUACGCGUGGGUACAAAUGGUCUUUGGCGGCAUCACGGCGCUGGGCUUUUGUCAGGGCGACCACCUGGGUCAGUGCCUAGCGCACUUCAUCAUGGGCGGUGCAUUCAUUGCCUAUGCCGUACUCCUGACCAUCCUCCUGCUCGUCGGCCAGCUCUGGCUCCGCCGAACCGGACGCAGCCAGGAGUUCUUCGACAGCGCCGUCAUCGCCGCCUGGGGCUGCGUCAACACCUUUACCGAGCACCGCUGGGGCACCGAAUGGGUCAAGAACGACUGGCAGCACACGACCAUGGGCAUCAUCUGGUGGAGCGCUGGGUUGGUGGGCGUGUGGUUAAGCAGGGGCCGGGACGGCUUGCCGAAGCGCAACUUCAUCCCGGGGUUCGUCAUUCUCAUCACCGGCUGGGCCAUGUCAGCGCAUCCGCAGGAAUUGAUGAUCAGCGCCAUGACCCACAAGAUGUUCGGCUACACCCUCAUGGGCGCCGGCCUGGCCCGCAUUAUCGAGGUUUCCUUCGUUCUCAAGGACAAGCCCGGUGUCUCGGAGGACGGCACGCAGUACAAUAGCUUCCAGUUCAUUCCCGUCUUUCUCCUCUAUGCGGCUGGCUUCCUCUUCAUGGGCGCCACCGAAGAGCAAAUGUCACUCGUGGCCGGCUCCGGCAUGGACCACGUCGCGUACAUAAUGAUCCUCUACAGCCUUGCGUCGCUACUCUUCCUGUUCACCCUGGCUCUCAUCCACGUCUACGAUCGCGCAGCUCCGAUCGCGCAGAAGCCACUUGUUAAUGGGCAUGCCCGGGUGGGUGAUGAGGCACAACUGAGGGACGCGAGUGAGUUUGAGCUGGACGGACUGGUGAGUGACGAUGAGGAUGAAGAACGGGCGGCGAGGAGGAAAUUGCUGAAGGACGACGGACCGGAGGAAGAUGGGCUUGCGAGCCCGAGCACGGUGGGGAGGAAUAGUGAUCGCGUUGCAUAAGUGGGGAGUGUAAGAGAUGGAUUAUUCGCAUUUGUCUGCAUUGGGCGGCUCGGGCGGGUAUGGUUUGGAGUUUUGGGUUGACUCUUGGCUGUUUCGGGAGUUUUGCCGUGUUCCAACGAUCGGUUUUGUCACAACUAAUAUGGUACAUGCUAUCCGUCGGGGCCAUGGUUCUGGCCAAGACUUCACGCAGUGUUCGGUAAGAUAUUUUUCCCUUUCUUACGCCGUCGUUUUACCCACCUGCCACACAUGUCAUGACGUCGGUCGAGGCACGGAGCAAGGAUCGGCGAG
Parathielavia appendiculata is the source of this 2072-nucleotide messenger RNA. RefSeq lists its product as uncharacterized. Lineage: Eukaryota; Fungi; Ascomycota; Sordariomycetes; Sordariales; Chaetomiaceae. The coding region runs from base 300 to 1784 and encodes 494 amino acids. The record is from RefSeq and is a predicted model, not a curated record. The transcript has 4 exons.